This is a messenger RNA of Magnusiomyces paraingens, 1395 nucleotides long. RefSeq lists its product as uncharacterized. Lineage: Eukaryota; Fungi; Ascomycota; Dipodascomycetes; Dipodascales; Dipodascaceae. The record is from RefSeq and is a predicted model, not a curated record. The coding region runs from base 1 to 1395 and encodes 464 amino acids. The transcript has a single exon.
AUGAAAGAUUUUGAGAAAGAAAUAAACCAAUUGGCUUUUGCUGUUGAUGACGCUUCUUUUCAUCUUGGGAGAAAUUAUAAUGCUUUCAUUUUUUUGAGAGAUGCCGAAAACAUUGCAUCAUCUAUUGAAUUAACAAUUACAUUAGAGAAUGAACACAUUCAAAUCUAUGAAGCUCCAAUAUUUAAACGGGUUCUCGAUAUUGACAACGCGGAGUGCGAGCCAUAUUUUUUUUCAGCUGUUUCUACGUUAGCAAACGCUUUAGUUUACGACGCAAAAUAUGGUAUCAAAAAUCUGUUUUCAAACUCUUCGUCGUAUUUAAAUGAAGAUAAAAGUGAUUUUUGUAAAACAAUUGGCUCGAAGUUUAGCUUGGUAACGCCCUGGACAUCAAUGAUUGCUGAUUAUGAAACCUAUACCAAUGAAACGAAAUACUCUAUGGAAAUAUCAAUAAUUAAGGAAAGUAAACGACUUGGACGUUCACCGCCGUUUUUGGAUGAAAUUUUGCUUCACGACUAUCUAAAAAAUCGUAAAGUUUUACAGCCAGUUAAAAGAAUUGAUCCUGAAGAUGUGGAUUUGAACAAGAAACUUUCUUCCUUAGCUCUGGGCAAAUCUACACAACAUAAAACGCCUAAAUUUUUAACACCAGCUUUUACGUUACCUGAAUCAACUUUACCAAAACCUUCGGUGCUUGAAUCUUUGGCGCUAAUCUCAACCUCAAAUUUCACAGUACCGGGACCUGCGGUACCAAAACCAGUUACAAAAAACCCAGUAGCAGGAACACCAAUGGAACCCAAUCUAGUUAAAAACACAAGUUCCUUUUCUUUUCUAUUUGGUUCACCCGGCUUUACAUUUAAACCACCUCACCCAGGGAUUUUAAAUGGGAAUAAAGCAGCCAGUACACUAAACAUUACUUCUUCUGAAGAUCAAAUAGUAUCAGUUAAAAUGCGUAAACACAAUAACAGUUCAAGGAUUGCAUCAAGUCUAAAUGGAUCUGUUGGAAACCCCGAAAGCAUUAUGUCAUUAUCAUUAUUCCAUGAAACCUCAUUAGAAAAGUCUUUUCGUGAAUUAGGUAUCAUGACGCAGUGUUCUAGAGGUGAUGGCACGUUUGAGCUAAGUCCAAAGCUUUAUUGCCUGAUUUCACCAUGGCAAGGGCAUUCACAUUUAAAUACUUUGCAUCGAGCUUCUCAGCCCGACGCCCAGCCCUUUGUAUCUCUGUCUUUAGUUGUACUUUUAGACACCAUGGAGAGCCGUCGUGGUCUUACUAGAGGAUCUUUGGGUAGUUCUUUAACUUCAUUACGGUUUUUGAUUAUGGGGUACUUGAUAGAUUUUUAUCAACGAAAUACAAAGCUAUUUGUAUUGGACUAUGAAGAGUUUCAACGAUAUGCUCCUGAAAAUUAG